GUAAAGGAAGCGAGUCUGUUGGGAUGGAUGGAAGCUUUGGGACUGGAAGGAUCUGGGGAGUUUCUUUUUUUUUUUCUGACAAAGACCUAUACUGUAUAAAUUGUGGAGCAAGACAUCAUUAAGAAGCUGCUGUAAGAGGGGGGAAAUGCCUCUAAUAAAAGGCUCAGUGUAUGAAGUUCUGGGGCUCAUUGCUGACCUAAGGAAACCUUGAGGUGUAAGCAGUUUCAGCCUUCCAAAGCAAAAUGAUUGGUUUCUGAAGAGAAGGGGCCAGCAAUGAAACAUGUUCCCUCUCUCCCUCCUCAGCCGUGGAAAUGGGCAAGUAGUACAGAGCAAACAGAAGAGGCUGGAGGUCUACUUGGAACCAGAGGAUUAUUUGAAUUUGACACCCCAAGGCAAACCCCCGAUCAGGAGGUCCCAGGAUGAGGCACAAAUCACAUACACCCUUCCUAAAACUUAUAGCACCAGAAAGGGUGUCUUGCUUCUUUAUUCAGAAGACUUGGCUCAACCAUCAUGGAAACAAGAAGAAAGGAAAAAAGAUCCCUGCCUCUACCGUCGCCAAAAGAAGAAGAAGUUAGGUUUUGCUCUGCAUACACUCAAAGACCUGAGAACAGCCAUAUUGGCAUAUGGGAGCGAAGGGAAGCAUCCCAAGGAUCAGAGUUGGCAACCAUACUUACAUUUCCUAAGUAAUUCAAAUAGCCAGACUGAACAACAGAUCCGUCCAGGCUAUUCAGCCAAGAGGUAUCUCCUCAGCCUCUUUCAAAAUUGGACUCCAAGCACUUUGUACAAGUUCCAGUGUUCAGGGUGUAUCAGGGACCCUAGGUUGUUCCAGGACAAUCAGCUUUACUUGCCAAAUCACAUCAGGAGGCAACAGGAUCUCUCAGCUAUACCAUCAAAAUAUCGUCUCCUGCCUGUUCACCCUUCAAUCUCUCCUUUCUGGACUGAGAAAGAACAACUGUCUGCUGAUGAUGAUGCAGAUGAAAGUGACUCUGAGGACUCUGAGGACAGUACUAUGGAGAAGGAAUAUUUCAGAGUGGAGAAAUAUUGGAAGGAAAACACUCUAUUGCCGCCACUGAAGCAGAAAUCAUCAGGGAAGGUCGCUUGGCUGGAUGAUGAAGAUCAUAGAGAGGACACGUGGAUGGUGCCUCGAGAAAAAACACCCACUUUCAAAGAGAGCCAGGGACUCCGUGGAAAGUCCCAACCACCACUGGGGACUAGCUCUGUGUUUACCACCCUUGACACUUACCAGUUCCUGAGUCAAAGAUCCCAUAGUACAUUCUUUGGAGGCACGAUCCCUGACAAUACAGACCCCAGUGAGGAUGUAAAGACCUCAGAGGACAAUAAACAGUUAGUUCCAGUAUCUCUAGAAGAAAAAUGUGCUUUACCACCUGUUGAACCCACCAGCACCUCAGAGCAAAACAUACCUGAAAAUGAAAAGAAAAAAAAGAUGUCAAAGUCUUUGAAAUUGCCUCCUAUCCCAGAACCACCAUCCAAAGCCCAGGAAUCACCGAAGAGUCAACUUAAUGUCUAUGGCAUCCCACAGGAGUUGCUUAUCCUUCCACUGGAGGUUCAUUUAUGUACUGCACUACAGCUCAAAGAGAAGGGACAAAGAGGAGAUAAUGCUUUUUCUCACCUGGAUGCGAUUCCUCAUAAAAGAAAGAAUUUAAGGAAAAAAAGUCACAAGAUUCAGAAGAAAACAUCGAAUUCCAGAAGUCCCAAAGACUUUAUAGGGGAUGAAAUGAACCAGGGUAACAUCCCGAAAGCAAUCAAAGGAAGUUCUCCGGACCCCGAACCUGGAAACAUGCUGAUGGGGCCUGCUGGAGACACGGCUUGCCAGGCCCUCUUGGGUUCUGUCCAAAGCAUGGACCUCCCUUUUCUGCCUGACUUUGCAUCAGGUGAAGCAUCUCCUGCAUUGGUAGAUUCAAAUACCAAUCUUGGUGAAGAGUGGUCAAGUGAUCAGCAUGUCAGGAAAGGAAAUUUUUACCCAAAAACUAGUCUUCAUGUGAACGUCUGCGAAACUUCUUCAAUCUUGCCUUCAAUGCCAGAAGAGAAGGAGAAGAUAAAGAAAAGAGCUAAAAGAUGGACAACAUAUACAUAUAUGGAAAAUAACCAUUUACAGGGAGCCCCUCAGUCCUUGGAAGCAGCUGUGCUGAAGACAGGAGAGUCUCAAAGUUUUAUAAAUAAAGAGCUGGAAAAUAAAAGAGAACUGGAAUAUCAGAAAGGACAACCAAGCACUGUCACAGAAAACCAACAAGAUGCUCUCGGAAAUGAAGGCAUCACCCUGACAGUUAGAAUUGAGACUGAGAAGCUAUGUUCAAAUUAUGAUACAUUUCCAGAAUCUCAGGGACCAAUACAAGAUGACAGUUCUCUGUCACUGCUGGAUCCACUGACCACAUCCCUUUCUGUCAUGGAAAUUCAGACUGAUGGCAGUUCAACAAAAGGAGCUGGCACUGGACCUGAGCUUUGGGGGAAACUGGGAAUUCUAGGAAGCCAAGAGGCCAAGAAACCGAGGAAUGAAACCUCUGGACCAUUUGACACUUCAGAAUUGGAACAAAACUUGAACCCUCGGGCAGAUACCAUCAAAGAGUUAGGUGAAGACAAUGAAAUACUACACCAUCUCACAGGACCUCUAGGAAACGCCACAAUGCCCCCAAAGAUGGCAGGAAGUAGGAAGAAUCGAACUGAGAAACAACCUCUUUCAAGAAGCAGAAAAGGGAAGGAUGCGCCCCCAAAACUCAGCAAGCAGGCCGAAGACAGGAUCAGCCCUGAGAGACAAAUGCCUGAGAAAACCAAAAGAAGAAAAAGAAAUGAAGUCAACAAGUCUAAAGCUCCUAAUACCAGCAAAGGAGAAAAGAUUAAAAACAGAUCAGAGUUUGUUGGAGGAAAGCCAAAGAAACAAAAAAUUGAAAAUAAAACAACCUCCAAGAAAAAAAAGCCAAGAGCCAAGAGGAAAGAGAUGGGGCAAAAGAUCAGGGCUAUUGAGAUAAGACCAGAACAAAGUAACUCUUUAUCCACAGAGGAGCCAUCUGAUGAAGAUAGUUCUUUCUCAGCCUUCAGCUUGGAGGACUUUGAAGUUCCUCUAAAAUUUGAUGAUCCAGAAAGUCAAGUUUCCAGAGAUGAAAAAUCAUUUCCUACCCAGCCUAUAAAUACCACAGAAAACAUAGGUUCUGAAGAAGACCAAAGUGCUGACACUUCUAAGAUGUCCCCUGUCACCCAGCAUCAGGAGAAAAUCCCCCGGGAAAAGAUUCUCGCAGAAAGAGCUGAGAUGAGGCUGCGAGAGGUAGAGCGGAGGAGAAAGGAGAAGGAGGAGAAGAAGAGGCAACAGCAAGAAGCGCAGAAGAGACUCGAGAAACUAAAGGAAGAGCUGGAGCAGGAGCAGCAGAGGAGAGCCGAGGAGAAACGCUUACAGAGACAGAGACUGGAAGAAGAGCGGCAAGAACAGGAGGAGGAGGAAAGAAGGAAGCUGCAGCAAGAGCAAGCAGCGGAAGCCCGUGCUAAGCAGCUGCAGGAGGAGUACCGUAGGAAGCUCCAGGAGAUGCAAAGGAGAAGGCAGGAGGACGAAGCCAGAAGGGCAGAGGCAGAGAAGCAAAGGCAAAAGGAGCUGAAAAGGAUGCUUGAAGAAGAACAGCUAAAGUUAAUGGAAAUGGCCAAGGAGGAGCGCUUGCUGUACCAGAAGAAGAAGGAAGAGGAAGAAGAGAAGGCCAGAGAGGAGGCAGAGGCAAAAAGGCAGAAAGAAGAGGAAAAGGCAAGACUGGCUUUGGAGAAGGCCCAGAAAGAAGCUGAACAACUUGAAAGGGAGAAAGCAGAUUUGGAGCCCUACCAGAAUUUCAAUCAAGAUUUAUUAAAGGAAGUCAAUGAACUGAAGCACAUUCAGAACAUUAGUCGACCAUGGGUCUACUCGUAUUUCCGGCUGCUAAAAAUGCCUGGUGCCAAGGCUGUGAUGAAAAGGGAAUUGAGAAGUAAAUUGGAUUGAGAGAAGAAACACAGGUUGGAUCCCAUUUUCCUUUUGACCUAGACGUCCUGUAGUAAUGAAUUUCACCUCUGGUGCCGUUCUGGUCCAUUCAAAACCUAUUGCAUAAACUGCACCAGGAGAGAUACAAAGUUUAUACAGUGUACAAUCCCUGCCCUCACUGAGGUUACAGGUUAGUGAAGGGAUGUGACAUGGAUUCUAAUGCCAAAUAAUCUAUGAGAAUGAGACGGCAAGCUCUUUGGACCUGACAAACUCCCCACUCCAGUGUGGAUACUGUUGCUACCCAUCUGUGGGGAACCUGGAGACCUGGAGAGCUGUGAUCAUCAGUAUAUUAUGUAUCCUUGCUUUAUGUCUAUAAUGAUACUUUGCUGUUGUUAACCCAUUAAAGGUUUUGGUUUGUUUUUUAAACAAAAAAAAUAAAAA
Messenger RNA from Monodelphis domestica (gray short-tailed opossum), 4390 nucleotides. The record is from RefSeq and is a predicted model, not a curated record. Lineage: Eukaryota; Metazoa; Chordata; Mammalia; Didelphimorphia; Didelphidae.